Molecule: messenger RNA, 813 nt
Organism: Saitoella complicata NRRL Y-17804
Lineage: Eukaryota; Fungi; Ascomycota; Saitoellomycetes; Saitoellales; Saitoellaceae
Product: triosephosphate isomerase
Exons: 2
Coding region: 35-778 (247 amino acids)
Biological process (GO): glyceraldehyde-3-phosphate biosynthetic process; glycolytic process; gluconeogenesis
Cellular component (GO): cytosol
Molecular function (GO): triose-phosphate isomerase activity
Source: RefSeq, a predicted model, not a curated record
CAUCUUCACACACACACACACAAUCAUAUACAAAAUGGCCAGGCAAUUCUUCGUCGGUGGUAACUUCAAGAUGAACGGCACUUUGUCGUCCAUCAAGUCCAUUGUCUCUGCUUUGAACGACGCCAAGCUUGACUCCAACACCGAGGUCGUCAUCGCUCCUCCUUCCCUCUACCUCAUCCCUACCCGCGACCACCUCCGUAAGGACGUCGAGGUUGCCGCCCAGAACGUCUAUGACAAGCCCUCCGGUGCCUUCACCGGUGAGAUCGCCGUCGACCAGCUCAAGGAUGCCAACGUCAACUGGGCCAUCCUGGGUCACUCCGAGCGUCGCACCUUGAUGGGCGAGACCGACGAGUUCGUCGCCUCCAAGACUGCUCACGCUACCGACUCCGGUAUCAAGGUCAUCUUCUGUUGUGGCGAGUCCCUCGAGGAGCGUGAGGCCAACCAGACCGUCGACGUCGUCACCCGUCAGAUCGCCGCUGUUACCAAGCAGACCAAGAACUGGGAUCAGAUCGUCAUCGCCUACGAGCCCAUCUGGGCCAUCGGUACCGGUAAGGUCGCUACCUCCGAGCAGGCUCAGGAGGUCCACGCCGCCAUCCGCGAGUGGUUGAAGAAGAACGUUUCUGAGGAGGUUGCUGAGAAGGUCCGCGUCAUCUACGGUGGAUCCGUCUCUGCUAAGAACUGCAAGGAGUUGGCUCAGUGCGCUGACAUUGACGGUUUCUUGGUCGGUGGUGCUUCCUUGAAGCCCGAGUUCGCCGACAUCAUCAACGCUAAGAUCUAAGUUGGUCCUCGUGCAAUCUGAUGAUUGUAUACUAU